Messenger RNA from Vanessa atalanta (red admiral), 659 nucleotides. Its product is annotated as cysteine-rich PDZ-binding protein. Gene Ontology annotation, biological process: cytoplasmic microtubule organization. Gene Ontology annotation, molecular function: PDZ domain binding; microtubule binding. Gene Ontology annotation, cellular component: dendrite. The record is from RefSeq and is a predicted model, not a curated record. Bases 97 to 399 code for a protein of 100 amino acids. The transcript has 2 exons. Lineage: Eukaryota; Metazoa; Arthropoda; Insecta; Lepidoptera; Nymphalidae.
AUGACAUAUUAGAAUAUUUGCUGUUUAAAGGUUACUAAAAUCUAUUGAUAUUUCUUUGCAUUAUACACCUUUAAAAAUUAAAAAAACAACAGUAAAAUGGUUUGCGAAAAGUGUGAAAAGAAACUCGGACGAGUUAUAACGCCGGAUCCUUGGAAGGCGGGAGCAAGGAACACAGUUGAAUCUGGUGGCAGGAAAGUUGGGGAAAAUAAGGCGUUAACAGCUAAGAAAGGACGAUAUAAUCCUUAUACAUCAAAGUUUUAUGAAUGCAAGAUAUGUCGCACCAAAGUCCAUCAAGUUGGUUCGCACUAUUGUCAAGCCUGUGCAUAUAAGAAAGGUAUCUGUUCAAUGUGUGGGAAGAAAAUAUUAGACACAGCAAAUUAUAGACAGAGUUCAACUUAGUUAUAAGAUUUUCAAAUGGUUUAGACUCAAUUUUUAUAUUAAAGUAAGUAUCUAGAACUAAGCCCGGUAAACACAGUAUAGUGAAUAAAAUGCAUUUAAAGAUUGAUAAUACCGUUAUUCAUCUUCAUUGUCUAUGAGUUAUUUUACAUUGAUAUUUCAAAGAUAAAUUAAAAAAAACUGAAAAUAUUAUAAAAGUAACAAAUCUGUGGGAUUUAUUUUUAAUAUUUCAAAGUCUGAGUGUAGUUAAGAGUACUUCUCAA